Molecule: messenger RNA, 2358 nt
Organism: Limanda limanda (common dab)
Lineage: Eukaryota; Metazoa; Chordata; Actinopteri; Pleuronectiformes; Pleuronectidae
Gene: itgb8
Product: integrin, beta 8
Exons: 15
Coding region: 1-2259 (752 amino acids)
Biological process (GO): cell adhesion mediated by integrin; cell migration; integrin-mediated signaling pathway
Cellular component (GO): focal adhesion; integrin complex; cell surface
Molecular function (GO): integrin binding
Source: RefSeq, a predicted model, not a curated record
AUGACUUCCAGGCUCCGGCUCCCUCGGUGUCUCCUGCUCGGCUGCGUGGUGCUCGCUGUCUGCGCACAAGCCUCCAGUGGUGCCGGUGACAGUACUUGCUGGUCUCCUAGUAUCACUACAUGCACAGAGUGUCUAAGAAGUGGACCACAGUGUGCCUGGUGCUUCAAAGAGGAUUGGUCGUUGCCAGGCCAUCGCUGUGACCUGCCAGUGAACCUGCUAAGAAGAGGCUGUGGACCGGAGCUAAUGGAACAGUCAGAGGUCAAAGUGGAGGUCAAUGCCACUGUCGGCAGCACACAAGUGUCCCCAGCCGACAUUAGCAUCACCCUCACACCAGGUUCUGAAGCCAGCUUCAUAGUGGCUGUGAAGCAGCUGGACCGUUACCCAGUGGAUCUAUAUUACCUGGUGGAUGUAUCAGCCUCUAUGCAGGAAAACCUGGAUCAUCUGAAGACAGUUGGCGUUGCUCUGUCUCUUCGUAUGACGGAGCACUCCUCGGACCUUUGGCUGGGUUUCGGCUCGUUCGUGGACAAACCCGUCUCCCCUUACAUUAAUGUGCAUCCCUCCAAGAUCAACAACCCCUGCAGUGAUUAUGAGAUCCGCUGUCGCCCGGCCCACGGCUUCCACCACGUCCUCAGUAUGACAGGAAACAUGAGCGAGUUCACGCGCGUGAUUAAACGCCAGCGCAUCUCCGGGAACAUGGACACACCUGAGGGGGGGCUGGAUGCUAUGUUGCAAGCUGCUGUCUGCCAGCGGGCGGUAGGUUGGCGACCAGAGGCCAAGCGUCUGUUGCUCCUGAUGACGGACCAGCCAUCUCACCUGGCCCUGGACAGCCGGCUGGCAGGGAUUGUCACGCCUCACGACGGCCUGUGUCACCUGGAGAACAACGUCUACACAGGGAGCACCAGGAUGGACCAUCCCAGCGUGGGUCAGUUGUCCGAUAAGCUGCUUGAAAACUAUAUCUACUCCAUCUUUGCUGUUGAGAAGCAGCAGUACCAGUGGUAUGAGGAGUUGGUGCGUCUGCUCCCUGCUUCCUACCUGGGAAAGUUAGGCAUCUUCCAGGCUUCAAACCUAAUCGAGCUGGUGGUGGAUGCAUACAAGAGGCUGCUGUCAGAGGUCGCGGUGUCAGUGUCAUUGGAGGACGAGGCAGUCAGCAGGUACUGGGUAUCUGUGUCUCCUCUCUGUCCUAACGGGUCCACUGCCAAGGACCAGAGCUGCUCGGGGGUGCAGCCCGGCCAGACGGUUUACUUCAAUAUCACCAUCGGCCUGCGCUCGUGUCCUGAUGAUGGCGAAGAUGAAGACGUGCGAGUCAUGGUUCAUCCAUUGGGUUACAAUGAAUCCACUGUCGUUAGGAUUCACUCUAAAUGUCGCUGCAGUUGUGGACCAACAAUGCGCUGUCAUGAAGACAACCAAUCACCGUGCACAGGCACCCAGGACGCAGCCAAUCAGGAGCAGAGGCCAGACCACGGAGAUUCAAACUGGAUAUGCAGAGCUGAUGGGUCUGAUGUGGACUGCAGUGGUCGGGGGGAAUGUGUCUGCGGGAGGUGUGUGUGUGAAGAGAGCAGGCUCGGGACAGUAUACGGGAAAUACUGUGAGAGGGACGACUUCUCCUGCCCUUAUGAAGGGGGACUUCUGUGUGGGGGACGGGGUGUGUGUGUCUCAGGUGAAUGUCUGUGUGACGACGGUUGGACUGGUGAAAGCUGCGGUUGUCUGGUCUCCACAGCAACCUGCCAAUCAGCCAAUGGCUUGCUAUGCAGCGGGCAGGGGAAAUGCGUGUGCGGCAAGUGUGUAUGUGACGACCACCGGUACUCUGGGGACUUCUGUGAGAAAUGCCCUGCUUGCCAAAUCACCUGCCAAUCAUACGGGAAGUGUUCGGGCUGCAGCUCUUCACAGGCUCUUGCACAGAGAGAGGUGGGACUCUGCAACAACACCUGUACAACACUGAGGGGCUACAUGGACAAUACUUCAGAGUGUACGAGCAACAGCCGGUUGGUGGGAACGUUCCUCAGCGUGUGUGCACUGACGGUGCUCUGCGGGCUGGUGGUGGUGGCCGUCUCCCGCUUGCUUCUACAGAGAAAACGUGGCUGGUCACCAGGGGGCACUGCUGAGGACAGAGUUUAUCACUGCACUGGAAAGGACUUGUCCUACAUUCCAACAACCAAUGAGAAGACAGUUACCUACAGGAGGGACCAACCACCUGACCGCCCUUUGGAGAUGCACAUUCAGGUUCCCAAGAUGCCCCUUGGUGACCCCUGGCAGUACUAGGCCGAGGUCAGAGGUCCCGGCCAGAGGGAAGGUACAAGAGACUAGAAGGAGAGUUGGACUAAAAGACUUCUCUUCUGUGUCUGAACCUUCAUAAAACUU